This is a messenger RNA of Bursaphelenchus okinawaensis, 1852 nucleotides long. Lineage: Eukaryota; Metazoa; Nematoda; Chromadorea; Rhabditida; Aphelenchoididae. The record is from the annotation of a GenBank genome assembly.
AUGCGUUUCUUUUUUAUUUUUCUUUUAAUUUAUUUGUUCAAAUGUGAAGAAUUCUACGUUUACGAGUUGUCCAAACAAUCGACGGCAUUUCUUAUUGAUUUGUAAGUUAUUCAUUGGCAUUUAGGUUUGCAACAAUACGUGUUUUUUUAUCAAAUUUUUAAAAAUUGGUUUUUUUAAUAGCAGUUUACAAUUGUAAAUGUAUAUUUGACCAAACAGUAACACGAAGUUGUUCAGAGAGCAAGCCCAGGUGUUUCAGAGCCAGAUAUUGUUGUUAUUGGGGCUAGAAAGGCCGUCAAAUGAUGUCAGGUCGAAAGAUGAGAUUGUUUUAAAGUUUAUGGCGUCGCUCUACAGAGUAACAGACGAGAUACAGUAAGAAGCAAGUACUCUAUCUAGUUUUACAGUUUUUUAGAAAUGUAGACUUUAUGUUUGACUCGCGGAACAUUGAAGAAGAGAUAUUUGCAUCAGAUACUAUCAUCAGCUUUGUUCCUACUGGUAAGUUACAUACCUUAGGGCUUUUGUAUUGAGGAGUGACAAAAUUUUGAGUAGCGUGUUAAGGGAACGUUAUGAUACUUUUUGUAAUUUUACGUAACUAUGUGUUCUCAAAAAAAUUUUAGAAGUUGAUAUAAUAGUGAAGGAUGACCUGAAUGUGACAGAGCUAACAUUUGAAGUGAACAAGGACAAAAACCUGGAAAUAUUUGCUGGUAUAUAUUAUAUAGUAUUGGAAAAGGAAUUGAAAGACAUUGAGUUUGUGACCAUACAUUAUACUCAUAAAAGGUGAGCAGAUAUCUUAUUAUAUAACAUAGAAAUAUGUUUUGAUAAAAGCGACUUCUUGUUAGGAAUAACAUUUUGGAAAUGAAUAGAACAAAUACAGUAGACUUUAUGAUAGUUUGUUUAGAAAGCACUAUUGUUCUACUCGAAGGCUGAAGCAAGAUUCUGAUGAAAAUGUUAUGUUUGCUUCUUUUAAUGGCACUAAUCUGUUUACUGAAUGGUUUGGGGAACACGAAGUAGACAAGAGGAUAGUAUUGCAACUUCAUGGACGUAAGAUGUUGUACUUUUAUUAGACUGUUUAUUGUCAGAUACGAAAUAGAAAACGAGUAUUAAUAGUUAAAACUAUUAUAUGAUAUAGCACAGAAUUGACACCUAAUCUUAACCAUUGGCAUUCCAGACGACAUAAAGGAAGAUGAUUUGUCGAGCAUUCACUUCUUCGGAGUCGGAUUCUUCUUUACAGACGGCUUUGUGGCCAAACGUCAGAAGAGAAAUAUUGAUUUAGAGAAUCAGCCUGACUUUUCUCACAAACCAGAAUCUAGUUUUCUAUCAUUAACAUUACCUAUGGGCAACUCGCGCAGCAAAUGUCUUCUGAAGUCACUUUACGUUGACUUUAAAGAUCUCGGAUGGGAUGUAAGUUUUUUACAUUGUACUUUUAAAUGUUUAAUAGAAUGAAAGAUGAAAUUUGUUUGGUAGGAGUUUAUAAUUAAAAUAUUGUUUUAGAGCUGGGUGAUCGCUCCAUCAGGUUAUCAGGCAGAUUACUGUGAAGGAGAAUGUAGUUUUCCACUUGACGCUGAUGUGUUUCCAUCUAAUCAUGCUGUAGUUCAGAGUUUGCUGCACUUGAUAGACGAUAAAAGGCAAGUAUUUUUGUCUUGUAAACCUUUAUAUUUUCACUUUCAAAAGGAUAUUGUGUCCCAUUCCGAGAAAUUUAAAUAUUUUGGAAUGACUUUGGUAUUACAGUACCCAGCCAGCGGAAUGUGCAGCCACAGAGAUGAGGGAACAAAGUAUUUUAUUCAUGAACAACCAGAACAAUAUUGUGAUGAAGAAGUACCAGAACAUGAGAGUCAAUCGAUGUGGAUGCCGAUGA